GGGCCCGUCCCCCCUGCCCCUGGGUCGCUCUUUUUAAGCUCCCCUGAGCCGGGGCUGCGCUCCUCUAAUUGGGACUCCGAGCCCGGGCUAUUUCUGGCGCUGGCGCGGCUCCAAGAAGGCAUCCGCAUUUGCUACCAGCGGCGGCGGCGGCGGAGCCAGGCCGGUCCUCAGCGCCCAGCACCGUCGCUCCCGGCAGCCCGGAGCGCGCACCGCAGGCCGGCGGCCGAGCUCGCGCAUCCCAGCCGUCGCUCCUCCACCUGCUCCGGAGAGAAGGGAAGAUGAGCGAGUCGAGCUCGAAGUCCAGCCAGCCCUUGGCCUCCAAGCAGGAAAAGGACGGCACUGAGAAGCGAGGGCGGGGCAGGCCGCGCAAGCAGCCUCCGGUGAGUCCCGGGACAGCGCUGGUAGGGAGUCAGAAGGAGCCCAGCGAAGUGCCAACACCUAAGAGACCUCGGGGCCGACCGAAGGGGAGCAAAAACAAGGGCGCUGCUAAGACCCGGAAAACCACCACAACUCCAGGGAGGAAACCAAGGGGCAGACCCAAAAAACUGGAGAAAGAGGAAGAGGAGGGCAUCUCGCAGGAGUCCUCAGAGGAGGAGCAGUGACCGCGCCGAGGAGCAGUUUCCUUCUGGGACUGGACAGCUCCGCUCCGCUCCCACGGCCCCCACCCCUUUCCCCAGGCCCACGCCUCACCACCCACCUGCGCCCUCGCCACCACACUACACAGCACACCAGCCGCUGCGGGGCCCCCGUGGCCCGAGUGGGGAGCAGUUUUCCUUUGGUCUCAGUUCCCAACAACCCCAUCUCCCACACGCACACACUUGCCCUCCUGGACAAAGCUGACUUCCCACUUAGCUGCACCCUGCACCUGCUGCGUCCCCACUCCCUAAGCAGGGGGACAUUGCUGACUGGGCUCUUGGUUUGGGGGUUCCCUUCUGCUCCCCCACUCUUCCUCUGGCUUCCCAUUAAGGGGCCUGGGAGGGCUCCCCUGGCCUUAAAAGGGGCCCAAGCCCCAUCUCAUUCUGACAUGCCCCGCCCCGCUGUAGUGGCAGCAGCAGGUGCGGCCUAUGGAGAGGGGUGCUUGGCCCCAAGAUGUCCCCAGCCAACCUGUGUCUCAUCGAGAGCAGCUCACACCCACUUUUCUUCCUUCCCAUCUUGCCUAGUGCCUGCACUAGGUUGGGCAGCCCCCUCUAGGGCACAGGAAGGAAGGCAGGAGGGGUUUGAGCUCCCCAUCCCCUCUAAACAGGCUCCAGCCCCCUUGCUGUCACCCUGGAAUCUAUUGCAGUGAUGGAGAUGCAGUCCCCUGUUAGCCAGGUGAGGUCCACAAAGUCCAGGUUCCCUGGGGCAGCCACCUAAGGUAGGCUGGAGCCACUCCCCAACCCUAUCUGCGUCCACUCUAGGCCUGUUUCACCUUUCCUCACAUGGGGCGCUAAUAACAAGGAGCUAGCCUUGCCCACUCCCACCCUUCUGCUCCUCCCCACCCCCCAAGGUUCUGGUUCCAUCUUUCCUCUGUUCACAAACUACCUCUGGACAGUUGUGUUGUUUUUUGUUCAAUGUUGUAUCUUAGACAUCCGUCAUUGCUGCUGCUACCAGCGCCAAAUGUUCAUCCUCAUUGCCUCCUCCUGUUCUGCCCACGUUCCCCUCCUCCAAGAUGCUCUGAGGGGAAGGGGCCUGGGCAAAGCAGGCUGGGUUACGACUACCCCAGUCCCAGGGAAGGUGGGGCCCUGCCCCAGGAUGCUGUGGCAGCGUGCUGACUGUGAGGGUGUGGGGGCCAGCCACCUCCCCCCUGUUCUGUCGGGGGAGGAGGCAGCCAUCAUCUGUCCCAGCCUGGGGCCCCCCUCUGGUUUCCUAUUUGCAGUUACUUGAAUAAAAAAAUAUCCUUUUCUGGA
Equus quagga is the source of this 1886-nucleotide messenger RNA. RefSeq names its product high mobility group AT-hook 1 (gene HMGA1). NCBI's taxonomy places the organism in Eukaryota, Metazoa, Chordata, Mammalia, Perissodactyla, Equidae. Gene Ontology annotation, biological process: regulation of DNA-templated transcription. The record is from RefSeq and is a predicted model, not a curated record. The transcript has 6 exons. Gene Ontology annotation, molecular function: transcription coregulator activity; DNA binding. Gene Ontology annotation, cellular component: nucleus; chromatin. Bases 279 to 602 code for a protein of 107 amino acids.